This is a messenger RNA of Monopterus albus (swamp eel), 3815 nucleotides long. RefSeq names its product TEA domain family member 3 b (gene tead3b). Gene Ontology annotation, biological process: hippo signaling; embryonic organ development; positive regulation of transcription by RNA polymerase II. Lineage: Eukaryota; Metazoa; Chordata; Actinopteri; Synbranchiformes; Synbranchidae. Gene Ontology annotation, molecular function: DNA-binding transcription factor activity, RNA polymerase II-specific; RNA polymerase II cis-regulatory region sequence-specific DNA binding. The record is from RefSeq and is a predicted model, not a curated record. Bases 447 to 1796 code for a protein of 449 amino acids. Gene Ontology annotation, cellular component: transcription regulator complex. The transcript has 16 exons.
UUGCCAGUGUAGUGCGUUGAUUUCAUACCAAAGUCAUACUUAACAUUCCACUUAUACUGUCAAACCUCUUAGAAAUAUUACGGAAAACAACUAGGCGCCAAAUUAUAACAAAGUUACUAAAUUCACCUGCUGCUUUCAUUGAACAGAAGGAGGUGACUGCAAGAAUUAGAAGUUCAUAUCUGGAUCCAGCACAUCCAGCCUAAUUGUUCCUCAAGAGGAAUUCGACAGUUAUUUUAUACCUGAAGAGAAUGACAAACGAAAACGUGUUGGAGGAAUACACAACAACUUAAUUCUAGUUUGGACGUCUGCUCUCCAAAGACCUACAAAUCCUUUGAUAUUGGGGCUCGGGGUCGGGCCCAGGGAGAGCCGCCAUCAUUGCGUCCAACGAGUGGAGCGCCAACGGUAGCCCAGAAGAUGGGCUGGACGGGGACAACGAGGACAAGACCAUGGACGGGGACGCUGAGGGCGUGUGGAGCCCGGAUAUUGAGCAGAGCUUCCAGGAGGCCCUCGCCAUCUACCCUCCCUGUGGCAGGAGGAAAAUCAUCCUGUCAGACGAGGGAAAGAUGUAUGGUCGUAAUGAACUGAUAGCAAGGUACAUCAAGCUGAGGACAGGCAAAACUCGCACAAGAAAACAGGUGUCUAGUCACAUACAGGUGUUAGCACGGAAGAAAGUUCGUGAAUACCAGGCGGGUAUAAAGGUUUCUAGCCACUUGCAGGUUCUCGCCCGGAGAAAAUCUCGCGAGAUCCAGUCAAAGCUAAAGGCGAUGAAUUUGGACCAGGCGACUAAAGACAAAGCCCUGCAGAACAUGGCAGCACUGUCAUCUGCACAGAUCGUCUCCCCGAGUAUGAUAAAGAAUCAUCUUCCACCGCUGCCUCCUGCCCCCUACCAAGCAGCCCCCAAAUUCUGGCCUGCUCCGAUCUCAGGACAGCCUGGACCCUCUCAGGAGCUGGUUCUAGAUCUCAACCCGGGAAGGACUCCUGGGUUUGGCCACACCAGCCAUGCUAUCAAACCUUUUGUACAACCACCAUACCCAAGCCUACAUAUACAAGGUCCUGUUCCACAAUCCAUACCGAGUUAUGAGCCCUUGGUGCCUCCCCCUGCACCAAAUGCUACUGCAGUGCCAGUGUGGCAGGACCGGACUAUCGCCUCCUCUAAGCUGCGAAUGCUGGAAUAUUCAGCCUUCAUGGAGGUCCAGAGAGACCCAGACAACUACAGCAAACAUCUGUUUGUCCACAUUGGACAGACCAACCCCUCCUACAGCGAUCCGCUCCUCGAGGCUGUGGACAUCCGACAGAUCUACGACAAGUUUCCUGAGAAGAAGGGCGGGCUCAAAGAGCUUUAUGAGAAAGGCCCUCAGAAUGCCUUCUUCCUAGUUAAAUUCUGGGCGGACCUGAACAGUAGUGGCAUGCAGGAUGGGCCUGGUUCUUUCUACGGUGUCAGCAGCCAGUACAGCAGCACUGAGAACAUGACGAUCACAGUUUCAACCAAAGUCUGCUCGUUUGGCAAGCAGGUUGUCGAGAAAGUGGAGACAGAGUAUGCCCGUCUGGAAGGGGGAAAGUGUGUUUACAGGAUCCACCGCUCUCCUAUGUGCGAGUACAUGAUCAACUUUAUCCACAAACUCAAACACUUGCCUGAAAAAUACAUGAUGAACAGUGUUCUUGAAAACUUCACUAUACUACAGGUGGUGACGAACCGCGACACCCAGGAGACCUUGCUCUGUAUAGCAUUUGUUUUUGAGGUUUCUACAAGUGAACAUGGAGCUCAGUAUCAUGUCUACAGACUUGUUAAAGACUAAACAGCUCUUCAGGGAGGUUUUGGAAAAGCCAAACAAAAGCAUGACACGAUCUUUCUUUGACCAGCUCAACUAUCCAGGAAAAACAACAAAAAACAUACAAACAAUGCCAGAUCGAGCUAACAAGGACAUAUUUUAAGCUUUAAAAAAAGCAGCAAGGAAACAAGUGCCAACAUGCAAAGAAAUUUUGAAGAAUUAUGGGUUUUGUCAAACAAGUAUCUAUUUUCCAUGUGUUUAAACAUGCUUUAGAUGAAGUGGGUCACUUUUGCCGAGGUAUUUGAUGGAGCUUGAAAUGUUUUAUUGAGGGAACAAGAACGUAUUUAGGUUUGAAAAGAUUCUUGUGGUCUCCAAAGGAACAGAGUAAUAAAAGAGACAUGUAUAUAAGAUUGAAAAGUAAAGAGAACAGGACAACAGAAGGUGAAAACCAGAGGCAAGUGGUUUGUUAGGAAAGCAAGUGCCUUUUCUCCAAAGAUUAUAUCAUUGCCUGCCACUUUGGAUUGCCUUUUUUUUACUACCUCUUGUUUUUAAAUGAACAGAAUGGUUAUAAAAUAGUCAGACUUGUGUGUUUUGUCACAAAAAUUUGAAAUAAACCUUUCAGCUCUUUUGAGGCAGUUUUUGUAUCUGGUCACUCAAAGGAAAGGAAUGGGAUUACUCAUUUUCAUGUAGUCUGUUGUUUUACAAAAAAUAAAAGUCCCAAGUUUUACAGUUCAAGUGUACAGGGAGGUGGUUUACUAUGUUACUGUAUUAUUAAAGUUCUGCUUUUUAUGUUUUAUUACACAAGUUUAAAAGAAUCAGGUCUUACAAGCAUCUAUCAACAGCAUAACUGACUUUUGACACCAGGGAUGGAUUAUACCAUUAUUACCCUGACAGAAAGCCAGGGCUUUGCCAUCCUCAUGAGGUCCCCUGUUAUUUCUCAUUAUUCAUCUGUUUGAAGACGUGUGCUUGGUUGCACUUAAAUGAUCAAUAAGGGGGUGGGAUGGGGGAGGGGGAGGUGAAGCAACAGCAGUGCUUAUUAUCUGCCUUGACAUACGUAUGUAGCCUAAUUGAAAAAUGAAUUGUUUCUGUACUGUGAGUCAGUGGAUACUAAAGGAAUACAUGUUACAUAGGAGUACUUUUGGCAUGCGCGGGGGGUGGGGGGUGGGGCGACCUCAGCACAGAGACCAUGGUGAAGGUGGAGAGAAGUUAAUCACUGUUUCUUUUGUUUAAAAAAGACAUUACAUGCUGUGAAGUCGGUUCAUUUGCUUCACCCCUCUCAUGUGAAAAGCUGUGUUCAUUGAUCUAAGUUAAAUUUUUGCUAUUUAAGAAAAUCUUUACUGACAUUAGACAUGAAAUAAUUUUGAAAUCCAACUAAAUAAUUGUCUUGAAUGUGAGCUGUUGUCUCUGUGCUGUGGAGUAUGACCAUUGAUUGUUAUUUAUACAGUUGGAAAAGAAAUUAUGGGAGGGCAGGGUGGGGUUCUACAGAUGUAGGGAUCAUUGUCCAUGUUAAAAGUGUUGCAGAACCCAUGCUAGAGUCAGGAUUAACUGUCAUCCCAUGGGUCCUGCUGAUGAGUGUCUACUCUGUGUGGUUCACUGGACAAUUCUGUUAUAAAAGUUUAACUCUGAGAUAUUGUAUGAUGGACUAAUGGCACCUGGCAAUGAAUGUCAUAUUUCAAAAGCUAGAUACGGUAACACUCCUCUUCCAGCAGGUUUCCUAGAUUAUCUUUUAUACAGACAUUUUUAUGCCAUUAUCAAUAUUAAUGUUGUGUUUUGAUUCUGUUUUUUGACUUUCAGUGUUUGCCAUAUGCUUCACUGAAAAUAAUGUGUGAUUGUGCUGAUAACUGAUAAUUAAUGAAAUAUCUAAUGUAUCAUAUUCUGAAUGGUGUGGGCAGUUGUUUUUUUUUUUUUUUUGGUUUAAGGUGGUUUACUAUUGUCUUUGUUACUAUUGUGCAUUGCAAUUUUAUACUUCAAAGUAGAGGGUUGGACUAUGUAAUCAAGCAAAUGUAUCUAACAAUAAAAGACGCAUGGUGCCUUUGGGGCCAUUUC